CGGGGGUUUAGCGUUGGCGCCAGAAUAGGAAGCUGGUGCACAUGUUAAAGAAGCGGCGGACGUUGGUCGUGUCCAAACACUGGAAAAAGAUUUUGAGGCUGUCUUGUAGAUGUUUGGAACUUGAGACGUUUUUUUUGCGCUGUCAUAGCAUCUGUGAUAUCUCUACUGCACACCACCCCCACGGCCCCCAUUACAUCACCAAGAAAUCCGGGGGAGCUCCAGCCUUCAAGGGUGCUCCAAAAGAAAGCGGCAAGGAUACACCAAGUACCCCGCAUUCACGGUCGAGCGCGCCCCGGCCACUUCCCUGCAAGGGCAAACCUCUCCACAUCCCUCGGCUGGCGUGGGAUAAAGGACCAGAGGAGGUCAGCUUCUCUCAUAUGAGGCUCUGAGGAACUCGGAAUUAGGAGACAUUUUCAGAUCAUCCAUACUCGACUUUGGAUACCAUCAGACAUGGCUUUGAACUUUAGAAAGGCUCCCCGCGCAUUGGGCGCUCUGCGUCCUCUUGCUGCCACUCCAGUUAGAUAUGCCCCAAUUACACGACGAACAUACUCUACCGCCGAACCCGACCUCAAGACAACGCUCAAGGAGGUGAUCCCUGCCAAGCGCGAGCUGUUCAAGAAGGUCAAGGCCCACGGCUCCAAGGUCAUUGGCGAGGUCAAGGUUGAGAACACAAUUGGUGGUAUGCGCGGCCUCAAGGCCAUGGUAUGGGAGGGUUCCGUGCUCGAUGCCAACGAGGGUAUUCGCUUCCACGGCCGCACCAUCAAGGACUGCCAAAAGGAGCUGCCCAAGGGCAAGACCGGCACCGAGAUGCUUCCGGAGGCCAUGUUCUGGCUUUUGCUUACUGGCAAAGUGCCCUCUGUCAAGCAGACCCGCCAGUUCUCGCGUGAGCUCGCCGAGCAAGGUCAGCUCCCAGACUUUGUCACCAAGUUGCUUGACAACUUCCCCAAGGACCUCCACCCAAUGACCCAAUUUGCCAUUGCUGUUUCCGCCUUGAACUACACAUCCAAGUUUGCCAAGGCGUACGAGGAGGGCCUCAACAAGGCCGAUUACUGGGAGCCUACCUUUGACGACUGCAUCUCUCUUCUCGCCAAAUUGCCCACUAUCGCGGCCAAGAUCUACCAAAACUCCUACAAGGGUGGCGGUGCUCUUCCCGCCGAGAUCGACCUCGAGCAAGAUUGGUCCUACAACUUCGCCGCCAUGCUCGGCAAGGGCGGCAAGGAGAACGAGAACUUCCAAGACCUCCUCCGUCUCUACCUCGCCCUCCACGGUGACCACGAAGGCGGCAACGUCUCGGCCCAUACCACCCACCUGGUUGGUAGCGCACUGAGCGACCCCUUCCUCAGCUACAGCGCCGGUCUCCAGGGUCUCGCCGGCCCCCUCCACGGCCUCGCCGCCCAGGAAGUCCUCCGCUGGAUCAUCCAGAUGAAGGAGGCCAUCCCCGCUAACUACACCGAAGACGACAUCCACGACUACCUCUGGUCCACCCUCAACAGCGGCCGUGUCGUGCCCGGUUACGGCCACGCCGUGCUCCGUAAGCCGGACCCACGCUUCGAGGCCCUAAUGGACUACGCUGCUGCCCGCCCCGAGAUCGCCGCCGACCCAGUCUUCCAGCUUGUGGAGAAGAACAGCCGUAUUGCGCCUGAGGUGCUGAAGAAGCAUGGAAAGACCAAGAACCCCUACCCCAAUGUGGACUCUAGCUCUGGUGUGCUGUUCCACCACUACGGCUUCCACGAGACGCUGUACUAUACCGCCACUUUUGGCGUCAGCAGAGGAUUGGGCCCGUUGGCGCAGCUGAUCUGGGAUCGGGCGUUGGGUCUGCCCAUUGAGAGGCCUAAGAGCAUCAAUUUGGAGGGGUUGUUGAAGCAAGUUGAGGGGCAGUAGAUGGAGAACAGGUAUGAGGAUAUGAUGUGAUGAUGCAGAGGAGAACGGGAUCUGUAAUUUUUGUGAAAAGAUAUUAGUGCCUGUAGCAUGCUUGUAGCGUUUGGCUUGUGAUGGGGAGGAAAGUAAAGCGUUUGAGCAAGCAUGGUGUUGUUGGGAUUAGUGUACACUUUUUGUGUUUGUGUGUUAUGAGAAGGAGUGUAGAACUUGCUUGGAGAAUAGACUAUUCCAUGUUGUUGGUUUCA
Podospora pseudocomata is the source of this 2123-nucleotide messenger RNA. RefSeq names its product citrate synthase (gene CIT3). The transcript has 2 exons. The record is from RefSeq and is a predicted model, not a curated record. Lineage: Eukaryota; Fungi; Ascomycota; Sordariomycetes; Sordariales; Podosporaceae. Gene Ontology annotation, molecular function: 2-methylcitrate synthase activity. Gene Ontology annotation, biological process: carbohydrate metabolic process; tricarboxylic acid cycle. Gene Ontology annotation, cellular component: mitochondrial matrix. The coding region runs from base 451 to 1881 and encodes 476 amino acids.